AUCAUCGUUCUUUCUUUCCGAGCUUGCCUCUUGUGAAGAACGUGGUAGCCAGUGGUAACAAAACUAUAAGAUCCUGGUGAAAAAUAUUGCUAAAGAAAUGUUCUCCGGGUAUAGAAGUUCAUAUAAAAUAUUAACAAAAUGUCCAUAGCAAGUGAACCCGUCGAGAUGGAUGAAGAUGAAGUGGCGUUUACCAAAGCCCGUGAGUUGACCGACGAAGAAAAGCUAAAACUAACCCAACAAGACACGCGACUUGUGAGUUCUUUUAAAGCAAAUAAGUUAGAAAUAGAUUCCAAAAAGAACUGGGAUUUGUUCUAUAAACGAAAUGAUACCAGGUUCUUUAAAAACCGGCAUUGGACUACACGUGAAUUUGAAGAAUUACUGGAUGAUAAAUCCGAGCACGGUACGCCAAAGAAAAUGCUAGAAAUAGGAUGUGGCGUUGGUAAUUUAAUAUACCCCUUGAUUAAAGAUAAGUUAAAUAAGUAUUUUAUAUAUGCUUGUGAUUUAUCUGAAAGAGCAGUCGAUUUGGUGAAAUCAAAUUCCUUGUAUGAUGAAAAUAUAAUGAAGGCUUUUCAAUGCGACAUAACCAAGAAUGAUAUUUUCCAGUAUUUGGAAAAUAAUUCUAUAGACAUAGUUACUGCAGUUUUUGUUUUAUCAGCGAUACACCCAGAUAAGUUCAGCACAACACUGCAAAAUAUUUUUAAUAUAUUGAAACCAGGAGGUGUAUUGUUGUUUCGAGAUUAUGGAUUGUAUGAUAUGGCUCAAUUGAGGUUCAAACCUGGAAAUAAAAUAGCUGAUAACUUUUAUGUACGGCAGGAUGGUACUAGGUCAUUCUAUUUUUCUACCGAGUACCUUGAAAUCCUUUUGAGAUCAGCAGGAUUUAACAUCAUUUCGAACACAUAUAUUCAUAGACGUACUGUGAAUAUCAAAAGCAACAUUGAUGUUCCUAGAAUAUUUGUUCAGGGCAAAUACAUGAAGCCUUACAGUUGAUACAGAAUCUGAAUGAGUCUUUGGAAAUUAACCUGGCUGAUAUCAAAAUUAUUAAUUUGAACAGAAUUUCUGAAAGAAUGCUUCAUAAACGGUUUUAUCUUUUAUGGGAAUAUUCGGCUUUAUUAUCAAAUUAUAAUUAAAAUUAGUCAGUAGCUGCAAAACUAAAAGAAAUAUUAGGAUCAUUUGAUCUGAUGAGAAAACCAGGCAGACUUUCUUGUCUCAACUAAGCAAGUAUGAUUGAAAUUACUCAGAGGCUACAAAACUAAGAAUUAUCAUCAUGAUAUUUCAAUCCGAUGUAAAAGCCAUGCAGACUUUCAUGUGCUGAAAUAAGCAAGUAUGGCUGCAAUUACUCAAUGGCUAGAAAACUGAGAACUAUCAUGUUAAUUGAAUCCGAUGUAAAAACACAUGCAGACUUUCAUGUGCUUUACUGAGCAAGAUUCAUUGCAUGAAUCUGGUGAUGCUGAU
Ctenocephalides felis (cat flea) is the source of this 1452-nucleotide messenger RNA. RefSeq names its product methyltransferase-like protein 6. The record is from RefSeq and is a predicted model, not a curated record. Lineage: Eukaryota; Metazoa; Arthropoda; Insecta; Siphonaptera; Pulicidae. The coding region runs from base 139 to 987 and encodes 282 amino acids. The transcript is spliced from 8 exons.